AUGCUGGCCGCCUGCGCGAACGCGCGGGACGUGUCCGGCCGCCGCGCGGCGUCCCCGAGCAGCAUGAGCCUCGGCGGCGAGGGCAGCGUGCAGGGGGCCAUUGACCAGGUGGAGCGGCGCGCCGCCCGCAACCUGGAGGCCAGCAACGCCGCCAUCGCCGCGCACAUCGGGGCCCUCUCGGAGCGGCUCAACAGGGUGGAGAAGGGCCAGCGCGAGGCCGCGCUGAUCCCGCUCAGCGAGAGGGCGACUCCGGUGCUGCCGUCGCCGGUGCAAACGCGCCGGCAGCACGACGAGGUCCCCGACGUGGGCGCCGCCGUCGACGGCAGGAACAAGAGGGCGGUGGCGGAGGAGGGGACAACGGCGAUCAGGUCGCUUGACCCCGACGAGCAGCAGCGCUCUUACGCAGAGUUCAUCGCCACCACGCAGAAGAACCUGAACUGCAUCGGCGUGCACAGCUGGAGCUUGUGCGCGGCCACGCGGGUGAACGCCACCUGCGCGGGCAGCUGCCUCGCGCUGAUGCCCUCCCUGCUACUGCUGCUGGUGCAGUGCGUCGUGCUGCACGCCAUGAGCCUGGAGUCGCUGCACCCCGCGUGCAGCCGCAACUCGGACUGUCGAGUCGGCAUGUGGUGCGCGCCGAGCAGGUCCUUCGACGGCCUCACCCGGAGCCCCGGCAUGUGCGACGACUGCAGGUGGGCUGGCAGGCUGGAGGGCCAGGAGUAUGAGGGCCUCCCGUCCCGGUACAACGCGGAGGCGUACGCGGUCAUGACUGCAUCUGACCUGGCCGUCGGCGAGACCUUGUCGGACGCCGUCGCCCACUGCGACGCGUACGACGCCGAGCCGGACCGCUGCGACUUCCUGAAAGACUUCCACGAGCAGUUCACGCUUGCCCCGUUCGUUGUCUUCGUCUGCACGACCGGCCUCAUGCUCGCACUCGUCGUCGUAGAUAUGGACAGGCAGGCACAGAUCGCCGACGUGUUCGCGUACCGGGAACGAUCGCGAUCAGGCCGGUUCUCGGGGCCGUUCAUCACUGCCCUGGCGUGGCUGAUCUUCAACCUGAGGAAAUUCGUCUUGCCAGGUGCGGUUGUGUACGCGUUCUCGGCCCUCGUGUUGGCUGGCCCGCCCACGCCAGGCGUGUCACUGCCGGUGUCUUUCGUCCUCAACGGGCUUGCCGUGGGUUUCAUCUAUAACGUCGACAGCCUUCUGGCGCUGGCCUUCCUGGACGAGAACGCGCAGGCGCUCGUCCGCGAGGCCUUUGCCGACAUGGAGGCGCACGAGGAGCUCGAGGGCAAGCCGGACGUGAUGAACGCGAGGGUGCUGCCGUACUUCUUCCACCGUUUCCUGGCCGUGUGCUUCGUCUGCCUGAUCAUCCUGAACGUUCUGACCACGGAAGCCCUAAUGGACUCCUUGAGCCUGUUCAGGCUGGAUUGGGACGAGCUCCCGGGGAAGUUCGUGUCGAACCCCGUGGCGAAGUCGUGCACCAACGUCGUGACCACGCUGGGCACCUCCACAAUCAUCGUGAUCACCUUCGCCGCCGUCCUCUGGAGCGUCACCCACCAGAUCUCCGCCAGCUGCCGACGGUGGGGCCCCCUCGACGUGAUCUUUGCCCCGCUGGUUGCGCUGCUGACCAUGCCGGUGCUGUCCUACGUCCUCCUGCAGAUUGGGUACGCCUCGAUCGGGUGA
Molecule: messenger RNA, 1680 nt
Organism: Prorocentrum cordatum
Lineage: Eukaryota; Dinophyceae; Prorocentrales; Prorocentraceae
Source: the annotation of a GenBank genome assembly